Amaranthus tricolor (Joseph's coat) is the source of this 1452-nucleotide messenger RNA. RefSeq lists its product as uncharacterized. Lineage: Eukaryota; Viridiplantae; Streptophyta; Magnoliopsida; Caryophyllales; Amaranthaceae. The record is from RefSeq and is a predicted model, not a curated record. The coding region runs from base 1 to 1452 and encodes 483 amino acids. The transcript has 5 exons.
AUGGUCAGGCUUAUUCCUGGUAGGCAAAUCUGUGACAACAUUUUGCUUGCUACUGACCUUAUUCGAGGUUAUAAUUGGGCUAAUGCUAGUCCUCGUUGUAUACUUAAAGUAGAUAUGGCGAAGGCAUAUGAUUCUGUUGAGUGGCCUUUUCUUAAGUGUGUUAUGCAGGAGAUGAGUUUUCCUUCUCAGUUUAUCAAUUGGGUAAUGAAUUGUGUUUCUACUGUUUCGUAUUCUAUUUUGACCAAUGGAUUUCUUGGUAUUCCUUUCAGAGCUCAAAAGGGGCUUUGUCAAGGGUACCCCAUGUUUCCGUUUCUUUUUACUCUCUCUAUGGAGUAUUUCAGUAGAUGUUUGAAGAGGAAGAAAGGCGACAUUAUUAAGUUCCUUCCUAAGUCUGAUCUUUCUUCUAUGCAUGCCUUGAAUCUUGUUCUAGAUGAUUUGUCUAUGGUUUCUGGUCUUUCUAUUAAUAAAGGCAAGAGUGUUCUCUAUAUUGUUGGUGUUGAUAACGCUAUGAAUUUUAAGCUUGUUCAAGCUAGUCAGGUUCUUAAGGGUGUUCGUCCUUUUAGAUAUCUUGGGGUCCCUUUAUUUGCAAAGAGGCUUGGUAUUCAGGAUUGCUUAGUGUUGGUGGAGAAAAAUACGAGUACAUUAAUCACUGGGCUGCUAGGAACCUUUCUUUGGCCGAUGGUUGAAGCUGUGUGUAACAAGUUUAUUUGGAGUGGUGGUCGAGAUUCUAAAGCUAAGCCUCAUGUAGCUUGGAGUCACGUUUUUCUGCCAAAGGCUUGUGGUGGACUUAAUUUGAGUCGGCUGAAUCUUUGGAAUAAGGCUGUCAUUUAUGUUGUUCCUAGCACAACCGCUUGGAUGCUUGCAAAAAUCUUUGAUAGUAGGCAUUUGGUAGUGAAUUUACAAGACUUGAAUGAUUGUACUCCUCAUGGUCAUUUUAGUAUGAAGAUUGCUUACAAGAAAAUAUUAGGGCAAUAUCCUAAGGUUCCUUGGAGGGCAAUUUGGUGUAAUAAUAAGGCGACUCUUAGGAGUGUGGUGUGCAUGUGGCAAGCUAUCCUUAAUAGGCUUCCUACUAUUGAUAGAUUGUGGAAAUGGGGGAUGUCUUGGGAUCCAUUGUGUAGGCUAUGUAAUGUUGCCCCUGAGACUAGAGAUCAUUUGUUUGGAGAUUGUGUGUUUAUUCGGAAGGUUAAAGCCUUCGUUUGCAGUGACUUUCAUUGGCCGACUUCCUUUUCUCAAGAUGUUCGUAUUAUGAAUCAUUUGAGUAAGAAGAAACGUAAUACCAAGACUCUUGUCAUUACUAUGUCCUGGGCAGAGAUCAUCUAUCAUGUGUGGUUCCAAAGAAAUGUCAAAAUCUUUGGGGGAAAGAGUAUGGAUGAGCAACAACUUGGGAGGAUGAUGAUCUUCAAUGUUGCAGCUCGGCUUUCUGAUAAACAGAAACAGAUUCUUCUUGUAUAA